UGUGUGCUAACAUCAUUUACAUCCAUUGUCUGCAUCACUCACAUUCUUCAGCAGAAAUUCCCAAGGGAUUGGAAAAUCAAGAAAAAAUCAGAUCUAUUAGUAAUGUAAAUAUGGUGGAGACUUGAAAGCAGUAGCAGUAGUAUGGUGAGAACAGUGGGCUGUUCCGAGCUACACACAGGGGAGAUUUUUUCAAGGCUUAUUUGUGACAUUGUAAUGUUGGGAAGGUCUGCACUGCUUACAGCUGGAAGAAGAUUUCCAACUCGAGACCUAUGUGCUGCUACUCAUUUUCCAAUGAAGUACAUCCUGGUAACCGGUGGUGUCAUCUCAGGCAUUGGCAAAGGAAUCAUUGCAAGCAGCAUUGGCACCAUAUUGAAAUCAUGUGGUCUACGAGUCACUGCAAUCAAAAUUGAUCCUUAUAUUAAUAUAGAUGCUGGAACUUUCUCACCGUAUGAGCAUGGUGAAGUUUUUGUACUAAACGAUGGGGGAGAAGUUGACUUAGACUUGGGAAAUUAUGAAAGAUUCUUGGACAUCAACUUAUAUAAAGAUAAUAACAUCACCACUGGAAAGAUCUAUCAACAUGUAAUCAAUAAAGAAAGACAUGGUGAUUACUUGGGAAAGACAGUUCAAGUUGUUCCACACAUUACUGAUGUUGUUCAAGAAUGGGUGAUGAAUCAGGCAAAGGUUCCUGUGGACAGUGACAAGAAAGAGCCACAAAUAUGUGUCAUUGAGCUAGGUGGAACUAUUGGAGACAUUGAAGGAAUGCCAUUUGUUGAGGCAUUCAGACAGUUCCAGUUUAAGGCAAAAAGAGAAAACUUCUGCAAUAUCCACGUUAGCCUUGUACCACAGCCUAAUGCUACUGGAGAACAGAAAACAAAACCUACACAGAACAGUGUUCGAGCACUGAGGGGCCUAGGUUUGUCUCCAGAUCUGAUAGUCUGCAGAAGUACAAAGCCCAUAGAAAUGGCUGUGAAGGAAAAGAUUUCCAUGUUUUGCCAUGUGGAACCUGAACAGGUGAUAUUUAUCCAUGAUGUUUCUUCCACUUACCGAGUGCCAAUCCUGUUGGAAGAACAAGGCAUUAUUAAAUAUUUUAAACAGAGAUUAAACCUACCUAUUGAUGACCAACCAAGUGAUCUUCUUUUCAAAUGGAAGAAAAUGGCAGACAGAUAUGAAAGGUUGCUGAAGAUAUGCUCCAUAGCUCUGGUUGGCAAGUAUACGAAACUAAGUGACUGCUACGCAUCUGUUUUCAAGGCCUUGGAACAUUCAGCUUUGGCAAUAAAUCACAAACUGAAUUUAAUGUAUAUAGAUUCAAUAGAGCUUGAGCAUUCUACGGAAGUUGAGAACCCAGUGAAAUACCACCAGGCAUGGCAAAAAUUAUGCAAAGCAGAUGGCAUUUUGGUCCCAGGCGGGUUUGGAUUUAGGGGAACAGAAGGCAAACUCCAAGCAAUCUCUUGGGCAAGAAAAAAGAAAAAACCUUUUCUUGGAGUUUGCUUGGGGAUGCAGCUGGCAGUGGUGGAGUUUGCAAGAAACUGUUUAAACUGGAAAGAUGCAAAUUCUACAGAAUUUGACCCAAACACAAAAUACCCUGUUGUCAUUGACAUGCCUGAACACAAUCCUGGAGAUAUGGGAGGAACAAUGAGACUGGGAAAAAGGAGGACUGUUUUCAAAACAGAAGACUCUGUCCUAAGGAAACUUUAUGGUGAUGAAGAUUUUGUGGAGGAACGACACAGGCAUCGGUAUGAGGUAAAUCCAGAAUUGACUGGCUGCUUUGAAGAGAGAGGUUUGAAAUUUGUUGGCCGUGACACAGAAGGGAGUAGAAUGGAGAUCAUUGAACUGGAAAAUCACCCAUAUUUUGUUGGUGUCCAGUUUCAUCCAGAGUUUUCCUCAAGACCAAUGAAGCCCUCACCUCCAUACCUUGGUCUCUUGCUUGCAGCAACUGGGACACUCAGUGCAUACUUGCAACGUGGAUGUAAAUUGUCUCCAAGAAAGAGUGAUAGCUACAGUGACCUCAGUGAUGACAGUUCUCCAGAAAAAGAGCCUCCUGACUCAGAAACAAGCUGAACCCCCUGCAUGAGAGCAGAGAAUUGGAGAAUCCUACUGAGAAAAUCGAAAGGAAGGAAAUUCACAUUAAUUGGUUGCACCAUUUUUGUACAGUCUUAUUUUUCCAUAUAUGAUAUAUAAAUAGCAUAUGAUAUAGACAUUAAAGCUAUUACAGAGACUUAACUUCCUCCCAAAAGCAUUUGCCUCCCUGCUAUGGAUGUGAGUUGUUUUCCAGUUGUCAUUUUCCAGAUGAUAUUUUCAUUGCCCUAUACGAAAGUAGUUCUCCAGAUAAGUGCUGUUUGUUUAAAAAUGAGACAAAGGACCAUCAAAUCUUAGCUGUCAGUCACAAUAAUUGGUCUUGUCCUAUGAUUUUUGAAUGAUCUCAGGUGAAUCUGCCGUAGUUCUUUAUCUGUAGCAAUCUUGAUUUGCACAAAGAUUUGGGGUUGUUUUUUAAAUAAAAUGAAACAGGAAAAAAUGCUUUUGUCUUAGAAUAGUAAAAUGUAUUUUUGUGUGUGUGCUGUCUGUGUGCUCAAAGGUGGGAAUGAACUAAAAAACAAAAUUGAUCUUAUUUGUGAGCAGUGGAGAAUCAUUUCAGUGUUAAGAUUAUUGAAUAAAUGUUUACCCCUUUGCUGUUAACAUAAACAAGGCAUUAUGUUGGUCUAUUGUAGUCUUCACAGAGUUUAAUAACUGAUGCUGAAUAUGCAUGCCUUUUCAUUUUGCCUCUGCAAAUGCAGUGUCACCAUACAGCUGCUAAAAUCUGUCUGCUUCUUGCUUUUACCCGAACAGUAAUAUUUUUGAAAAGCUGAUAAUACUGAACAUAAUGCUAGUCUACUAAAUUCUAAAUGGGAUAGUAGAAGGUUUGAAUUUAUUAUAUGCCUAAGAGAAUUUAAACACAUGGAUACACAAUAAAAAUAAUCUAGUCAGCUGUAAACAAAACAUUAAUGCAGAGAAUUUAAGAGGGGCAGAUCCUGGGAUUGCACAUAGCAUAUGUCAGGAAAUGGGUACAAAGAUGGAUUUAAAACUCUUCUUCACACUCCUCUGAUUCAGGGGCCACUCUAUACAGAGCUGGUCCCCUUGUGCCCCAUUAGAGCAGCCUAUGGGCUAUUCUAAUUUAUGACAGAUGCAAACACCCAGAGCUACUGAAACUACAGCCAAUAACCAGCGUUUCCUACGGGUGUCUUGGCCACACCCUUCCUUGCCUACUAUCUGAGCAGCACAAGGGCAACGGAUGAUCCCCUAGUGAGUCCGCCAGGGGCCAGUUAGGAUGUCUCUAGGACCAGAUUCCACCAGUUGUGUGACCAUCCAAGGAUCUGGCCCAUAGUGUGGAUCAGCACCCUAAAGCUAGCAUAGCCCAAAUGUCUGAAAUGAGGUCCUCAAGCUUCACAUUUUAAUUUUAUAAAUUAAAAGGUUAUUUUUUACCCAGGCACACUGGCAAGUGGCAUCUUGUGCCUGGACAGUCAUCUAAAAAAAGUGAUUUGCCUCUUAAAUAACUUCGUAAUAUUUAAUUUGUAAGUAUGAAAUUUUUAAAAAUUGCUUUAGAAAACCCCAGUUUCUGCAGUCAAGCCAUCUGUUCAUUAAGAGAAACCCUGAUGAUAAAAUAAGCUCCUAAUAUGUCAUUGUUUUGGGGUGGUUUGUAGAUGUGUGCCUUGGAAAUAACAGAUAUUGUCGGAGUUGAUAUUACUAUAUAUCUCUGAUCUAGAACAUGUUGGACUUCUAAGAAUGUCUAUAACUUUAAAAUGUAUUUUCAAAUACAUUAAAUUAUGUUAUAUGAAAAUGUU
Messenger RNA from Mauremys mutica (yellowpond turtle), 3815 nucleotides. RefSeq names its product CTP synthase 2 (gene CTPS2). Gene Ontology annotation, cellular component: cytoplasm; cytoophidium. The record is from RefSeq and is a predicted model, not a curated record. The coding region runs from base 142 to 2058 and encodes 638 amino acids. Gene Ontology annotation, molecular function: CTP synthase activity; identical protein binding. Gene Ontology annotation, biological process: pyrimidine nucleobase biosynthetic process; CTP biosynthetic process. NCBI's taxonomy places the organism in Eukaryota, Metazoa, Chordata, Testudines, Geoemydidae. The transcript has 21 exons.